Cololabis saira (Pacific saury) is the source of this 3726-nucleotide messenger RNA. It is a transcript of the gene stau2, whose product is annotated as staufen double-stranded RNA binding protein 2. Bases 109 to 2109 code for a protein of 666 amino acids. NCBI's taxonomy places the organism in Eukaryota, Metazoa, Chordata, Actinopteri, Beloniformes, Belonidae. The record is from RefSeq and is a predicted model, not a curated record. The transcript is spliced from 15 exons.
CAGAAAAGAGAUCAUAUGGUGUGUUCCCCCUCUUCCAUCCAGUUCUCUUUAGUGUUUGCCAAUGUUGGAGGUGUAACUGGGGUCUGGCCCUGGACAAAGGAAUAGAGCAUGGCUCAAGUGAAAGUACAGACCGCAGCACCCCUGGCUGGUCCUGGCCUCUCCCCUGAAGUACCCCCGACGGCCAUGGCCAGUCCAGGAGCCCUCGGUCUGCAGCCCUCUGUCAACGGCACAGGCCCGGCCCCAACACCCGCCUGCCCCGCUCCUGCAGUCGGAUAUGGGGCCGCCCCUGUGUCUGCCUCACCACCAGGUAGCCCGCCCCAGGAGAACAUGGCAAACCCUAAAGAGAAAACUCCAAUGUGUUUGGUGAAUGAGUUAGCCCGUUUCAACAGGAUCCAACCACAGUAUAAGCUCCUCAAUGAGAGAGGUCCUGCACAUGCUAAGGUAACGUCCUUCUCCCCGGAUGUCUCUCAGAUCUUCACAGUGCAGCUGACUCUUGGGGAGCAGGUCUGGGAGUCGGAGGGCACCAGCAUUAAAAAGGCCCAGCACUCCACUGCUGCCAAAGCGUUGGCCGAGAGCGUUCUCCCCAGGCCAGCGCCCCGCUCCCCUAAAGUCGACAUCAACAGCAACCCAGGCAGUAUAACACCCACGGUGGAGCUGAAUGGUCUGGCCAUGAAGAGAGGAGAGCCAGCGAUUUACAGGCCUUUGGAUCCCAAGCCCAUGCCCAACUAUAGAGCCAAUUACAACUUCAGAGGCAUGUUCAACCAAAGGUAUCAUUAUCCUGUUCCUAAGAUCUUCUACGUGCAGCUCUCUGUGGGGAGUCAUGAGUUCAUUGGCGAAGGGCGCACCCGCCAAGCAGCGAGACACAACGCGGCCAUGAAGGCCCUUCAAGCACUGCGCAAUGAACCCAUCCCUGAACGGCCACCGCAGAACCCAGAGGAAAAAGGCGAGACUGAGGAAGGAAGCGAUGCGAGCAAAUCCGAGAUCAGCCUGGUUUAUGAAAUCGCCCUCAAAAGAAACUUGUCUGUUAAUUUUGAGGUGUUGAAGGAGAGCGGCCCCCCACACAUGAAGAGCUUCCUGACCCGCGUCACCGUCGGAGAGUUCUCCGCCGAGGGCGAGGGCAACAGCAAGAAGCUGUCCAAGAAGCGCGCUGCCCUGUCCAUCCUGCAGGACCUGAAGAAGCUGCCCUUCAUACCCACCGUGGAGAAACCCAAGACACACUACAAAAAACGCACCAAGACCAUCCUGAAGACAGGGCCAGAUUAUGGGCAGGGCAUGAACCCGAUCAGCCGGCUAGCCCAGAUUCAGCAGGCCAAGAAGGAGAAAGAGCCCGAGUACCAGCUGCUCUCUGAGAGAGGAAUGCCCCGACGUCGGGAAUUCAUCAUGCAGGUCAAGGUGAAUAACGAGGUUGCCACGGGAACAGGACCCAACAAGAAGGUGGCUAAGCGGAACGCGGCUGAGGCGAUGCUGCUGCAGCUGGGAUACAAGGCCUCCACAAUCCCCCAGAACCCCUCCGAGAUGGACAACAAAGGGUGGAACGGACAAAAGGUGUCUUUUACCGAAACGACAAGUAACACCCAGAAGGGUCUACUCCACCUGAGCCCCGACGUCUAUCAGGAGAUGGAGGCAAGUAGAAAGCAGAGUGCCAGCGCGCCAGGCCCGGGGGGCAGCAGUGGGGGAUCUGUCAACUACAUGUCUUCCAAAGACAUGGCGCCCUGCUCCGCCCCUCUGCCCCCGGGGCACCCUCCGUACUACAGCGGCCCAUCCACGUCACCCAGCCCGACCGCUACGAUGGCCAGGGAGAUGCUGCUUAAUGGUCAGUCACCCACAGCAGAUGCGUCACUGCCGAUGAAAGGGAAAAACCUGGCCUGUGGUGUCUCGGUGCAGCCAGCACAGCAGCUGGACUACCUGGCUCAUAUCCAGGGCUUUCAGGUGCAGUACAGCGAUGCGCAAAGUGGCAAGGAUUUUGUGACCUAUCUGACCCUCUCCCCAGUGCAAAUGACCUUCCAUGGCACCGGGAGCACCCUCCAAGCCAGCCACGACCAGGUAGGAGUGGGCUGCUCUAAGUGCCUUGAAACAGCUGUCGGAGCAGGGACUGGACCCGGUGGAUAGCCCCAUCAAGACUGAACCAUGUGGGAGGGAGGACGGACAUUAAACAGACUAACUCAGGCACCACCACUCAGGUCUGCAAGGAUUCAAAGGCUGUCGUCAAGGAGCUGACAACCCGCACCCCUCCCUCAUCGUACACAAACCCAACUUCCCCCUCCCACCUUUCAGCCCCGUCCUUCAUAACCUGCAACCCACAUUGUCCACGACUAUCCACACCCGGACCCCCCUCCACCCCCACCAUCCCUCCCUCCCACCUGCAAACUCACCCCACGAUGGCCACUGUAUCCUGCAAAACCUGUCAACAUGCAAUAGGGUGGAUGUGCACCGAGAUAUAACCGACUAAAAAAACUCCAUUACCUGAGUCUAUGUGAAGACAACGCUAUCUUAACAAGUUUAUCGAUGAUUUCAGUCAAAAUUUAGAGGACAAAAUAAAUAGAGGAAUUACAAGCUACCGAGACAAUUGCAUGGUACUGUGUGAAAUCAAGGGAAACCCAAAGUGAUACACUGCAUAGACAAUUUUCCCUUUGGAUAGAUGUUGGUAUGGUUAAAAACAAAUAUGUACAUCAUGCCAUUGAAAUACAAAAGAAACAUUUUAGGGGAGAAACCAACUUGAGUACAGUAGCUUAUUUUUACGGGGGUCUUAUGUUUCUUUUUCUCUUUUUUUUUCUUUUGUUAUUUUAUUAAUCUAACAAUGCUUGAGUACUGUAUUUAAAAUUAACCAAUGCCAGUGCUGUGAAAGUUGUAGUUGUUGUCUUCAUAUAUAGUCACCCAGCUUACCUUGUAUGCUGACAAAAAAAAAAAAGUUCAUCUAUCUAUAUGGAUGUGUAUGACUUUGCAAGAGUAUCAUAUUCCGAAAAAUAACACAGAAAAGUAUUUUCAUGUGGACAAAAAAAAGAAAAAAAAAAAAAAGACAAAACUGGUGUUAGCAGUAAUCAGUAGAAGUGUUGACCACCCAUGGAGGAAGGUUCGACCAGCCUCGUUUUCCUUCUGGGACUAACCUGUCCCAUUUUAAUAAGACCCCACACUGGCAUAGCAUCACUGGAGCAUCGCCUGAACAGCAGCAGGGCGGGGGUGGGGGGGGGCCGCAGUCCUGCUUUGUGACCAGAAAAAGAGGCCAGUUCUGUCGACAGCGACUAGGUGUCCGCACACGUUUUCUAACGCCAGUAAACUUUUAACAUGCAGAGUUUUAAAACUCCCAAACCCCAGAGAAAUUUUGUACGGGCUGCAUGUUCUCCAGUGAAUGAGAAAUCCUCUCCAUUCCAGUGAUUUUGUGUCAGUGGACGCCCCCCCCCCCUCCCGGCCCGGCCCGCCCCGCCCCAGCCCCGCCCACCCUCCCUCCACAGUUUUGUCGAUCACAUCUACACCCAUUGUGUGUGUUGUAUUGACCUGCCAAGGCAUCAACUGGGUGCUUUUAAUGCCUGCAAGCCUGGAGUGCACCUUUCUGAGCGGAGAGAGUCCGUGGCGCGGCUGCAGACUCCGUCCCCCCUUAAGGACACUCCGGGUCACUUUGUCCACUGACAUUGAGGAUGUGUCUUCUUCUUCGCUGUGAGUGCAAUGAGUAAUACGGCUAUUUCUGUUACUGAAAUGCAGUAAAAACACCUCAGUUCAUGUGGAAAACGA